Scatophagus argus is the source of this 1847-nucleotide messenger RNA. RefSeq names its product basic helix-loop-helix family, member e22 (gene bhlhe22). The record is from RefSeq and is a predicted model, not a curated record. NCBI's taxonomy places the organism in Eukaryota, Metazoa, Chordata, Actinopteri, Scatophagidae. The transcript has a single exon. Bases 328 to 1125 code for a protein of 265 amino acids. Gene Ontology annotation, molecular function: protein dimerization activity.
UUUUUAAUAACCCGCCUCGAGAUAAUGAUGCAAAAAGACUCGUGCGUCUCGUGCGUAACGAGGACCGUCGUGGAGAUCCGGCGAAGGUGAAUCAGAGACACAGAAAGGAGGAGAGAGAGGGAGAGAGAGGCAGGAGAGAGCAGCACUUAUUACACGAGUCUCCUCCUCGUCUCCACACCUCAGCUGACAAGUGUGGCGAGCCUGCAACUUCACCACCGACACACAACCAAACUCGUAAAGGACAAACGCGAGAAGAAACUCAGAGACGCGUAAAGAGUUUCCAGAAGCGACCGCUGCCUGCACAACAACGCGGAAUCCACGAGGGUUAUGGACAGAAGGAUGAACUUGAACGGCAGCCCAGGGGACAUUUUUCACAAAACUCUCAGCGCCGUGUCCACUAAAAAAAUGGACUCUUUCAGGUCGUCGGCAGGCAUUGAACUACCAGCCAGAGACCGCCAGUCACCGAUCAGCUGCUUUGACCAGAACGAUCCAGACCCGAUUCAGCCGGGUGGACUGGCAGGAGGUAGAGGGGGGCCACUGGGUCUGCCGACCGGAUCUUUGUGCAUCAAUUUCAGUGAGAACGCCAACAGGACCUCGGUGGCGGAGAGCAGCGGCGGAGAGCAGAGUCCCGACGAUGACAGCGACGGCAGGUGUGACAUGGUCCUUCGGACGGUCGGGGCGUCGAAAGGAGAAGGAGGUAAGAAAACCAAAGAGCAGAAAAUACUGAGGCUAAACAUCAAUGCCCGAGAAAGACGACGGAUGCACGAUCUGAACGACGCGCUGGAUGAGCUCAGAGCGGUCAUCCCUUACGCGCACAGCCCGUCAGUGCGGAAACUCUCCAAAAUUGCCACUUUGCUGCUCGCAAAAAAUUACAUCCUCAUGCAGGCUCAGGCGCUGGAUGAGAUGAGGAGGCUAGUGGCGUAUCUCAACCAGGGCCAGGCCAUCUCUGCUGCCUCGAUACCGGCCACCACUGCCCUCGCAGCUCCGGGCUUGAGCGCAUACGAGCAGCCGCCUGGAUAUCCCCCCUUCCCGACCGGAGUGGCUGCGUCUUCCUGCCCCGACAAAUGUGCCCUAUUCAACAACGCCACCUCCAGCCUCUGCAAACAGUGCACUGACAAGCCUUAACUGCGGCUCACAGAGACUCUCAGAGAAGCACAUGAGACAAGAGACACCACUUUUAAGAACACUUUCGGAGGUGGGGGGGAGGGAGGACCUGUGAGGCCACUGUUGUUGAAGUCUGCAGGCUAGAGACAAAGAAGUAAUGCCGAUGAAUACUUUUAUAAUAUUUACUAAAUGCAUUCGAAACGCGCUUUUCUUUUCUUUUUUUUUUUGUUCAAACAAUACUUGAUUGUGUAUAUAAACCAUCCUUGAAGUGCUGGUAUGAAUGACAGUGAAGACCAAACAGAAGUACAGUAGGCCCGUGUAAGAGUGGCUGCAAGUGCUGAGUGAGUUUGUGGAUCACUUGCUCUGUGAUGGACCCUUUUGGAGGUUUGGGUGACCUGACAACCUGCGACUGUUUGUUUGUUUUUUGUUGUUUUGUUCACUUGAAUAGAUGGACGUCCUCCCGGAGAGUCAGUCCAGUCUUUCUUUCUGCUGCUUCCUCUUUCAGUUCUCUCUCUCUCUCUCUCUCUGUCUAUCUCUUUAUCUUUAAAUUUUAUUUGCGGGUUUUCUUCCAUUCACUUCAAAGACAUUUGCUGACUGGUUCGACGCCUGUUUUUCGUGAACUUUUCUGCUGAGCACGUGGAAUGUCAUGAACAAUGAAAAGUUAAAUAGUUAAACAGACGACGAGUCAGAUAUUUAUGUGCUAAUCUAGACACUUGUUAAUAGUGACGAACGCCUGUUAUAAA